CGUCCACUUGGAGGAGACAAAAAUCCAAAUGAUGACGUCGAGGUGGCGUCACAGCCGAGGAUGCUGGGAGGAGAGGCUAAGGAGGAAGAAGAUGAAGAUACCAGCAGCAGAAGAGUAAACAACAGCCGAAUGCGCGCGCGCGCGCACACACAAGCCGACAGCGGCUGACUGCCACACGCACAGACUCGUCGAGACGCGACGCGGCGCGUGCUCACAAGUCCUCCACAUGACACAGUAGAUAGAGCGCAGCUUGGGGCUAAUUGCCGCCUGGCGAGUCGGCACGCGCACGCGCGCACAAUGCAGUCUCAAAGGUUUGCUAGGGGACGCUGAGUAGUGCGCGUUGGCCGGCCGCGUCGGCUUGUUUGCCUGCGCAUAUGUGCGCACGUGCAAUUGAGUGUCAUGCCAUCUGAAACGCGUCAUCGUGGAAAUCGCGCUUCUACUGGGCGUCCGCUUUUACAGCUCGGUCGUCAACCUGCGGCACCGGAGCCACAGGCGGCUCUUUCAUCCCUCUGCCGCCUGCCGCUCUAGUUGCGGUUACCUUUUGAGGAUCAAGCUGCUGUUGAUGAAUUUUGCCAGAAGAAAAUCUUCUUCCACGCAAGCGCCCGAUAGCCCAGCCAGGAAGAGCGCGCGACCAUGCCACCGGCCGCCACGCCGCAGUCGACCGGAUUACCCGCGCGACGGCCGUAACGGGGAGCUCCACGUUUGCGUCGGAGGUCCAAAUGUCGUGAUCCCCGACCGACGAGACUCCGGGUCGAGAUGUCCAAACGAACCGCGGGAGGGCGGGGCAAGGGGGAUAGAGCCGACCCCGAGGCGAGCGUUCGGGCGGCCAACGACGAGCUGAGAGCCAAACUGAUGGACGUCCAGUUAGAACUACAGCAGGAAAAGAACAAGGUCAGCCGUCUGGAAAGAGAAAAAAGUCAAGAACUGAGGGCGGAGCAUCACCGCGCCGCCGUGGCCAUGACGGAACUUAAAAGCAAACUCCACGAGGAGAAGCAGAAAGAGUUGGCCGCGACCAGGGAGACGCUACUACGGCAGCACGAGACGGAGUUGAUGAGAGUGAUCAAAAUCAAAGACGGCGAGAUUCAGCGACUCAACGCCUCGGUCCAGGCGUUGAGGGACGGCUCCUCCGCCGAUAAGCUGAGGAGCGCUUUGCAGGCAGAGGCGGAGGAGACGCGAGGGACCUGGGAGGCCGAGCGACGUCGCCUCCAGCGGGAGAUUCGGGAACAACGCGGAGCAAAGCGGUGCGCCGAAGAAGCUUUGGCGACAGCUCAGCAGGCCUGCCAGUCCCGAGCGGCCGAGCUCCGAUCCGCUCACCAGGAGGAGCUGAACAGAACCAAGAGGGACUGCGAGAGGGAGGUCCGCCGACUGAUGGAUGAGAUCAAACUCAAGGACAGAGCGGUUAGCGUUCUGGAUAAAGCGCUGGGGCUGCAGGCCGGCCACGCCCACCGUCUCCAGCUGCAGACUCAGGCUGCCGAGCAGCAAAUCGCAGCUCUGAGAGAUGCGCACAGGGCGGGGCUAAACUACCCCGGAAAUGUGGCCGACGUCUGCGAUCCCCCUCAUCCGUGGCAGGAGGAUCGAGACGCGCGACGGUUUCAACUGAAAAUCGCCGAGCUCAGCGCAGUCGUCAGGAAACUGGAGGAUCGAAACGCUCUGCUUUCUGAGGAACGCACCGAACUGCUGAAGCGACUGAGAGAAACGGAAAGUCAGUUUAUCCCUCUUCUGGACAAAAACAAGCGCGUGAGCAGGAAGAAUGAAGAGCUGUCGCUCAUGCUGAGUCGCCUGGAAAACAAACUGCGCUUCGUCACGCAAGAGAACAUCGAGAUGUCGACCAUGAGGAGGCCCAGUUCACUCAACGACUUGGACCGCCGCAGCAGCUCCGGCGCUUACCGCGAAUACGGCCAGCCGGAUAGCGAAAUGGAGUUUCUGCGACUUCAAGUUGCGGAACAGCAACACAUCAUCGACGAUCUGUCUAAGGCUCUGGAAACGGGAGGGUAUGUCAAAAAUGUCCUAGAACGAGAUUUCUUAUUACGGUACAGACGUCAAGAUUCCUUGAGGAGGAAACGAACGGUGAGAUCGUGCCGGGUGAUCGAAACAUUUUACGGAUACGACGAAGACGUGUCCGUGGAUUCGGACGGAUCGUCCUUGUCUUUUCACACCGACAAAACUCCUGACACGGAACCUGAAGAGGUGUGCGUUCGCGAGGAGGCGGAGCUUCGCUACCGCCAGUUGACGCAAGAAUAUCAAGCGCUGCAGCGAGCCUACGCUCUGCUCACCGAGACCAGCGGCGGGAUCUACGAUGCCGAGAAGGAGAUCAAGACCAGAGAACAACUGCUGGCUGAAAUCUGUCGAUAUCAAACCAGAGUCGCAGAUCUGGAGUCGGCCCUCGUACAACAAGGACAGGAUGUCAAGUGGGUGGAGGAGAAGCAGUUGUUGUAUCAGAGGAACCAGCAGUUAGUGGAAAAGGUGAAGCAGAUGGAAGCGGAAGUAGCACGUCUGCAAAAUGACAUCCAGGACGCCAAAGACCAAAACGAACUACUGGAGUUCCGAAUUUUAGAGUUGGAGGAAAGGGAGUGGCGCUCCCCUGGCAUCAAGGUCCAGCAAGUCCAUUUCCCAGACAGCCUCAGCCCAUUGCAGAUCUACUGCGAGGCGGAGGGCGUAACCGACAUCGUGAUCAGUGAUCUGAUGAAGAAGUUGGACAUCCUGGGAGAUAACGCCGUAAGUAAUCUGACAAAUGAGGAGCAGGUGGUUGUGAUUCACGCCAGGACUGUUCUCACCCUUGCCGAGAAGUGGUUGGAAUCCAUCGAAGUGACAAAGUCUGCUCUGCGACAGAAGAUGUUGGACAUUGAAAGCGAGAAGGAUUUGUUCUGCAAGCAGAAGGGCUACCUGGAUGAAGAACUGGACUUCAGGAAGCGAUCCAUGGAUGAGGCUCACAAGAGGAUCCUGGAGCUGGAGGCCAUGUUGUAUGAAGCGCUACUGCGGCAGGGCCCGUCCGGGACAGACGGACAAAAGGCCAAAGACGCCGGCCUGAACAACGUGCUGACUGAUGAGCAGAGGGAGGGGCUUAGAAGCGCCACGGACCAAUGGAAGCGUGCCGUGAUGGUGGAGCUGAGGGAGCGAGACGCUCAGAUCCUCAAGGAGAGAAUGGAGCUGCUGCAAGUCACGCAACAGAGGAACAAAGACUUGGAAGAAUUCAUCGAAGCUCAAAAACGGCAAAUCAAAGAGUUGGAGGAGAAGUUUCUCUUUCUCUUUUUAUUCUUCUCCUUGGCCUUCAUCCUCUGGUCCUAACAUGGGCUGUCGAGCCAGGGAAAGCGGAUACGAGAAGUGGCAAAUAAUGGAGAGGCGGGACGGGGGCCGACAACGGGGACACGGCGGUAAUGACCUUGACUAGAGCCUCUCGAGCUGACCCGAAAACGAACGCUCAGAUGCUGACAUUACUGCCACGAGAAGUACCCCUCCCUGCCCGUGUGGCUGCGUGUUGGUGCAAAUAGUGUUCUUUGUUGUUAUGUCCCAAGCAAAGCAAACCGGCACCAGCAGGCAACAGGACACGUGUGACCUUGGUCUGACAUGCUCAUGCAUACAGACCCUGAAGCAACUGCGGAAGUACUGUCAUGUCCAAAACAUUGAAGAUAGGUGAGAUUUACACCUAGAGAAAACCGUGCCACAGUGCCCCGGACUGGCUGAAUCUCCAAACAGGUACCCUAUCCACAUAACUCCACAUGUUCUGUACUUAAAAAGAAGUGUCCCCAAAUGAUGUGUCAGGUUUAAGAGAGAAUGAAGAAUUGGGCCGGCCGGCCAGCCAGCGGUAUGUUCAUGUUGCGAAAGGACAGCGGAUGGAUUUAUGUCAGCCUUGUAGUCAGCAACGUUUUCCGGGUGCUCUUUAGGGAAACAAUACUUCUAACCCUUUCAAAAUGGAAUUUCUUGUACAGUUGACUUAUUAUUUGAACGGAUGGAAAUGUCUUGUUGUUGUUGUUUAUACUGCAGUUCAUACACAAAUGUUCAAAUAAAAACCUUUUGCAAUGGGCAUCAA
Molecule: messenger RNA, 4027 nt
Organism: Corythoichthys intestinalis (scribbled pipefish)
Lineage: Eukaryota; Metazoa; Chordata; Actinopteri; Syngnathiformes; Syngnathidae
Gene: jakmip3
Product: Janus kinase and microtubule interacting protein 3
Exons: 22
Coding region: 757-3285 (842 amino acids)
Molecular function (GO): kinase binding; microtubule binding
Source: RefSeq, a predicted model, not a curated record